UUAAACAUUAUUGUUCUCAUAGUAUGCCCAUUAAAUAUAUUAACAUAUCUGGUUUAAACGCACAAAUAUAAUAUAUUUCGCAUUGUUUGUAUGCACAAAGUAAUUCAAUUCAAAGUAAUUACAUCAUUAAUCGUAAAUAAAUAUAAUUACAACUCCAUUUUCUAAUGUCAUUGAUUCAGUGUCACUUUGACCAGUUUGUUUACAACCAUGAUAGAAACAACAUGUUAACAAAUCAGUAAAAAUGUUAAAGUAUUUGUGUCUGCUAUUUGUGUGCGUGGAGUGUGUGUUUCACAUUAAAUCUGGUGUGACCUUCAAACCUUACCGGGAUGAUAAUGAGCAGCCUGCUGACUUUUUUGGAUACAGUGUUGUUUUGAAUAAAUCUGAAAUUUUUAUUGGUGCGCCCAAAGCGAAAAGUAUUCAUAAUCCUACUAAUUCAACUGGUCUAGUGUAUAAGUGUAAAUUGCAGCUUAAUGUGAAAAAUGUCACGUGUAAGUCUUUUGGACUGGCAAACGAGGAUCCAGACCUUAUUUUCCGAAGAUUCUCGGUCUACUCAGAUUUCUUUAAAAAUGAUAUGUGGUUGGGAUCGACGAUUGCUGUCGUACCUGGUGGAAAGUUUUUGAUGUGUGCACCUAGAUAUGCGACUCCUUACAAAAACACUCACUUGUUAAUGAACGGUGGGUGUUACGUACAAGGACAGAAAAGGGGCAAUACCCUUCUGCCUUUAAAAGAAAUGAAUAGACAAGCCUUCAUGACUGACGGGUCCAGAGAGGAGUUCGGAGAGUACGGCACUCACCUAAAUUUCUACGCGUAUGGUCAAGCAGGCAUGUCCAUCAAAGUGACCGAGAAUAAUACUGUCAUUAUUGGAGCACCCGGACUAUUGCAAUGGACAGGAGGAAUAAUAGAGUACAAAUUUUAUCCGGACACCGUGCCAACCAGUAGUUUAUUCUUCAGUAAACAGCCCGUGACAAAUCCAUACUACACAAAGGACCUUGGACCAGAUGAUUACCUAGGAUACAGUGUAGAAUCUGGUGUAUUCGAAGCGAAUGGGAAAACUUUGUACAUUGCUGGUGCACCGCGAUCUAAAUCUGGAUUUGGACAGGUACUGAUAUUCGAGCCGUCUUUCAAAGAGCUAGAUCCAAUAGAGAUCAAAGCGAAACUCGUUGGAGAUCAGCUGGGCUCGUACUUCGGAGCAACAUUAUGCUGUACCGAUAUCAACGGUGACGGGGUCACUGACCUUCUUGUCGGUGCACCAAACUACGUGCAUAAGAACGACACCAUCACAUAUGACCAGGGCGCUGUUUUCGUUUACCUGACUGAACAACGGGAUAGCUUUACAUUAAAAGCUGCCGGAUUUGUCCGUGGUUCGAGUGAAAGUGGGGCACAUUUCGGCCUUACAAUUGCUGACCUUGGAGAUGUAGACGGAGAUGGCUAUUCAGAUGUCGCCAUUGGCUCUCCGUGGGAAGGCAAUGGAUCCGGUGCUGUAUACAUUUAUAGAGGAAGUAAAACUGGCUUAAAUAGUAAAUAUUUACAGAGAAUUCAGGUUGCGGGCGCAAAAACCUUUGGGGGCUCGAUUUCUAAGGGUAUAGAUGUUGAUAAUAAUAAUUGUAACGAUUUAGGAGUAGGAGCAUAUAAAUCCAAUACAGCAUAUGUAUUCAGAUGUAUACCAACCGUGCACGUUGAAGUUAGCAUACAAGUGCCAGACGCGAUGAAUCUUCAGCCAAAUGCGACUAACUUCACGGCGCAGUUUUGCAUUAAAUCCACUGAAAAGAUCAUGUGGUCCCAUGUCAAAUUAGAUCUGAAAGCAACUGUAGAGGUGGACAGCGAAGGAAACCGCGCUAUGCUUGACGGUGAUCCUGUGUAUAGCGUCUCUAUUAAGCCUGGAAACGAAAUGUGUGAAGAACAAAUUGUCAAAGUGCACCCGACGGCCGAUCUAUCAAAUCCCAUUUCAAUGAAAUUCAAUUUGGCGCCUAGCGAAACCUUUCAAGACAGUAAAAGCUUUCCCUCACACGCUGCCCGGCUGUCAGACGAUUCGAUAUUAAACACUUCAUUUGAUAUCCAAUUAACUAGGGACUGUGGAGACGAUCUCAUUUGUAGGCCUUUGCUACAUAUGACUCUGGAAUCAUUGGAUAGUCCUUACAUACCGGGAACAAACCAUCGUUUAGGCUUAAAAAUUAACAUCAUGAACAAGGAGGAAGCCUCUUAUGGUGCAUUAAUACACUUAAUCGUUCCAUCAUCACCAAAACGGCUGCCAAGCGUUUGCUCUCUCGACAAUUAUUAUAAUGUUACGUGUAAAUUGCCCUCCCCCUUUUAUAGGGGGGAGUCGGUUGAAUGGGAAAUAGAAGUGGAAUACACCCAGACGGAAGAUAAUAAUAAGGAAAUACCAAUAGAAGUUGAGUUGCACGUACCCUUCUACCGAGGCACCGACAUGGAAAAAGUUGUGAAACAACUAACGAUAUUUGUAACUCCAAAAGCAAGUUUUUCCAUCAGCGGGAAGCCGCUCCCAAAUGCGACUAUCUCUGUAUCAAGGGAUAAGUUUAAUGACCGUGACAGAAUUCACUUCGUUCACAAUUUUGAGGUUAUAAAUUUGGGCCCAUCUGAUUGUUUCAAUUUGUCUGCGCAGCUUCUCUUACCAGAAAAGGUGAACAUAUCCAAUAAGAUAAAAGGUUGCUCUGAGGGACCCGUGAUCGAGUGUUCGUGGGCCAUACCCGCCAAAGUUUCUCUACCCAUCCUUGUACCCUUGUACAUUGACUUGGACAGAUUUGGUAUUUUUUUGGAAGAGAAUCCUAUUUACAAUAUAACGACAAGUCUUAUUCUUGUGGAUGAGAUAAAUAGAAUGUUAAAUAUAACAACAACUCUAUCAUUGGAGCCCGCACAGCCCAUAUGGCCUGUGAUAGUAGGCUGUAUAGCAGGGAUACUGCUACUAGCUGUUAUAGUAUUCGUGAUGUAUAAGUAUGGUUUCUUCUCCCGCCAACGUCGCGAAGACUUAAAACGACUUCAAGAGCAAUGUCAAUCAGAACCAAGCACUUCCAUGUGCGAUGUCAACUUCGCUGCAGAAGAAUCCAGCAUGGAGCUAUUGUCAGACUCUGAGUAGCAAAAUUAAGCCAUAGAUUAAUAACAAGUACAGUACCACCAAAGAUUCUUAACUCUAUUUAAAAUAGGAACUACGGUCGCCAUGUCUGAUAUUUUAACAAUUGUAAAUAGUCAUAUUAAUCCUUCACAAUUAUUCUGCCUUCUAGAAGUUGUAAACUAAUUUAAGCUCAAGAUACGUGAGAAGGAUUAUAUAAAGUAUUAUCCCAUAGCCACGAAUACAUUGCUUGCUAUAAUUGUAUUCAUAAAAUAUAGUAUUCAUCAAAAUAUUCAAGUUAUUACAAAGCUUUUCUAUCGUCUUUAUCUUAUAACUUUCCUAUUUUCUCAUUUUUUUGUGUAUUCUAUCGUCACUGUAAAGUUACUUGCCAAGCGAUGCUGAUGUAUACUUUAUAUCUAAGAAGCUCUAGAAGAAAGAAUUUUCUCGAUUUAAGAGUUUAUAAGACUGCAUGAUAAUUUUAAGUGAAAUCAUUUUAUGUCAUGAUUCUUUUGAAUAUUUGGUAAUAAGAUUAUAUUUGUAUGUUAUUUGUAGCACUUUUUUACACAUAGCUGUAUAAUUAUUUAAAUAAUUUUGGAAUAAAUCAAUUUUUGCGUCUGUUUUGUUGGUUAUCAUGCCAUAUCAGCUAUGUCAACCAUGUAUGAUCAGCCAUAUAUGCUUUUCAAUAACCAACAGAACCGUAAAUUAUAUCCAGGUUUACGGAUAUCUACUGUGCCAUGGCAGCACUUAUAAAUCUUGCACAGAUGUUAGAUAUGAGUGAUAGUUAAUCCCAUGUAGAAAUUGUGAGUUUAUUUUAAAUUUCUUUAAUAUUUUUCAUCUAGUCCAACUUUUAUAGCAUUUAUUAAAAAUAAAUUAAUUUGAGCGAAUAUUCAAAUUGUUGCGAAGCAAAAUAUUGUUAUAACGAAAGUAGUUUGUAUAGAGAUAUUACUAAGUUUAUUUUUAUACCCCAUGUAUUACUUAUAUUAUACAGUAGAAUAAUAAAAAAUGUUUUAUCUGAUUA
Pieris napi is the source of this 4082-nucleotide messenger RNA. RefSeq names its product integrin alpha-PS3-like. Gene Ontology annotation, biological process: integrin-mediated signaling pathway; cell-cell adhesion; cell-matrix adhesion. The coding region runs from base 242 to 3091 and encodes 949 amino acids. The transcript has 22 exons. Lineage: Eukaryota; Metazoa; Arthropoda; Insecta; Lepidoptera; Pieridae. The record is from RefSeq and is a predicted model, not a curated record. Gene Ontology annotation, cellular component: external side of plasma membrane; integrin complex. Gene Ontology annotation, molecular function: integrin binding.